CAAUCUCGUCGUCAUUCAUACUUCAUUCAUGUUGUUUGUUUUCUUUGGUACUAUUGUUUUUUUUCGCUAAUAUUAACGCCAUAAAUAAACUAGAAAGAAGAAAUAUUUAAAUUUCUUUUGGCAGUGUUCGUGUGAAGAACACAGGUGCUUUUUAUCUAGGGUACCUAUUUACCAUGGCGCAUUCGAAAGUCUCCCUUAUAUGGGAUGCUUAUAAAGGGAAUGUUUGCAACGGUUUGAGCUCUUUGCAGCAGUCAGGUGAAUUUGUGGACAUGACACUCGCAGCUGACGGCCAUUUUGUUAAAGUGCAUCAAAUCAUUAUGGCCCUCGCGAGCCCAUUCAUAAAAGAACUCAUCUCCUCAAUACAAUGUCCACAUCCGGUUGUUUUUUUAAAUAAAAUAUCAUACAAAACUCUGAGUUUAAUAUUGGAAUACAUAUACACGGGGGAAGUGAUGGUUUCUCUUGAAAAUCUGACAGAUUUAUUGGUGGCUGGCCGUGAGCUACACAUCAAGGGCCUGGAGGAUAUGAAAAUACACGACGGUAUUACAGUGAAACAGUCACACAAAGAAUCGGAAAACGAGGCACAAGAUGAUGAAAUUUGUUAUUUCGAAGUGUCAGCCGACCAGCAUAGUUUAGAAGAUAAUUCAGUGAACAGUGUAAUUUUAGGCGAUUCAUUAAGUUAUGAAACAAAAAUUGGUGAUAAUGCAGACGAUGAAACACAUGCAUUGCAAGAAAUGCAGGUCAUGGAACACACAGAAGUGUUUGGUGACAUAAAUAGGCCGGACAAUGAUGUAAAACCUGAAGUGAUGAACCAGAAACACCAAAAAAUGGAUUCAAAUGUGAAAGUGAUGCAGUACACAGUGUCGAACCAGGGCUCCCUGCAGAUGAUACUGAACCGCUUCGUGUACUACCUGAAGCACACGAACCGCAACAGCACGCGGCAGUGGCGCUGCGUCGACUACGUGUCGCACGUCAAGUGUCCCGCGCUCGUGGUCACCAAAGAAGACAUGGUUAUACAGAGGAUCGCAGCCCACACACAUCCGUUCCACGACUUGAAAAUCCUCAAAAAAGUACGUCGCGGCGCAAUUUUCUCUGCUUUACAAGACGCGGAGCGCGAAGGCACGAAGUUAAAGAUAAAAUCUGUGCACGCGCAAGGCGAGAAGGUGGAUUCUAUGCAGAUAAAUUAAAUUAUUUUUUUAAA
Molecule: messenger RNA, 1198 nt
Organism: Plodia interpunctella (Indianmeal moth)
Lineage: Eukaryota; Metazoa; Arthropoda; Insecta; Lepidoptera; Pyralidae
Product: transcription activator GAGA-like
Exons: 7
Coding region: 174-1184 (336 amino acids)
Biological process (GO): regulation of transcription by RNA polymerase II
Cellular component (GO): nucleus
Molecular function (GO): protein binding
Source: RefSeq, a predicted model, not a curated record